CUGCAAUUUCCUGUAGAAUCACCCAGGAAACAUCAAUGAGUUUGUAGUGCUUUUCUGCAAUACUUCUUGCUUUGGAAUCUGUAUGUUUAUUUAUAUGUACAUGUUCUCUGCUUCCCAUAGCUGCUAUUCUUUGUGAAAACAAAAAGAAAAAAAAUAGGGAUUGGAAUUUGAACUGUACGAUGGAGAGCUAUAUGAAUGAAGGUUUUGUGGCAGUGAAAGCGAAACACUCGUCUGAAGAGGCAUUGCAGAAAUGGAGGAAUCUAUGCGGUGUUGUAAAGAACCCAAAGCGAAGGUUUCGAUUCACUGCCAAUCUUUCAAAACGAAUCGAGGCUGCUGCUAUGCGACGUACCAAUCAGGAGAAGUUACGGAUUGCUGUUUUGGUUUCAAAAGCUGCAUUUCAAUUUAUUCAAGGUGUGCAGCCAAGUGACUAUGCUGUACCUGAGGAAGUUAAAGCUGCAGGUUUUCAGAUUUGUGGUGAUGAAUUGGGAUCUAUCGUUGAAGGUCAUGAUGUAAAGAAACUUAAAUUUCAUGGUGGGGUAGAUGGUCUUGCUGAAAAGCUCUGUACAUCAGUUACUAAUGGACUUACCCUUGACACCAACUUACUAAACCGCAGACAAGAGAUUUAUGGAGUAAAUAAAUUUACAGAGAGCGAACCGCGGGGUUUCUGGAUAUUUGUUUGGGAAGCCCUUCAAGAUAUGACUCUUAUGAUCCUUGGCGUAUGUGCUUUUGUGUCUUUGAUAGUUGGUAUAGCAAUGGAAGGAUGGCCAAAAGGGGCACAUGAUGGCCUUGGAAUAGUUGCAAGUAUCAUGUUGGUUGUCUUUGUUACAGCAAUAAGUGAUUAUCGCCAAUCUUUACAGUUUAAGGAUUUGGACAAGGAGAAAAAGAAGAUAUCUAUUCAUGUUACAAGAAAUGGAUAUAGGCAGAAAAUGUCAAUAUAUGAUUUACUUCCUGGUGAUAUUGUACAUCUUUCCAUUGGGGACCAAGUCCCAGCAGACGGGCUGUUUGUUUCGGGAUUUUCUAUGUUAAUUGACGAAUCAAGUUUAACUGGUGAGAGUGAGCCGGUAAUGAUAACCAAAGAGAACCCUUUCCUUCUUUCAGGAACCAAGGUCCAAGAUGGAUCAUGCAAGAUGUUGGUUACCACAGUUGGGAUGAGAACCCAAUGGGGUAAAUUAAUGGCAACUCUUAGCGAAGGUGGAGAUGAUGAAACCCCCUUGCAGGUUAAGUUGAAUGGAGUGGCAACCAUUAUUGGGAAAAUAGGUCUUUUCUUUGCCAUUGUUACUUUUGCAGUUCUGGUCCAAGGGUUGGUUAGUCGUAAACUGAGAGAGGGAACGCACUGGAGCUGGAAUGGAGAUGAUGCAUUGGAGUUGUUGGAAUUCUUUGCUGUGGCAGUUACAAUUGUUGUUGUUGCUGUACCGGAGGGAUUGCCAUUGGCUGUAACGUUGAGCCUUGCCUUUGCCAUGAAGAAGAUGAUGAAUGAAAAAGCACUUGUUCGAAAUCUUGCAGCUUGUGAGACUAUGGGAUCAGCCACAAAUAUAUGCAGUGACAAAACUGGGACUCUAACUACUAACCGCAUGACAGUUGUGAAAUCAUGCAUUUGCAUGAAUGUUAAGGAGCUGAGCGCCAGCAAUGCUUCUAGCUUAUGCUCUGAGCUUCCAGCAUCUGUUGUGAAAAUUCUUACACAAUCAAUUUUUAACAACAAUGGUGGAGAAGUUGUGGUUAACAAAAAUGGAAAGCGCGAGAUACUGGGAACACCUACUGAUGCUGCUUUACUGGAAUUUGGCUUGUCAGUUGGUGGAGAUUUCCAUGCGGAGCGACAAGCUACUAAAAUUGUUAAAGUUGAGCCUUUCAAUUCUGUGAAGAAACGGAUGGGAGUGGUGCUUGAGCUUCCUGAAGGAGGUUUGAGAGCCCACACUAAAGGUGCUUCAGAAAUAGUUUUGGCUCAUUGUGAUAAGAUGAUCAAUUCAAGUGGUGAAAUUGUUCCCCUUGAUGAUGCAUCGAUUAACCAUCUCAAAACUACAAUUGAUGAAUUUGCUAGUGAGGCCCUUCGAACUCUGUGUCUUGCGUAUAUAGAACUAGAAAGAGGGUUCUCUAUUGAGGAUAAUAUUCCAGUUUCUGGAUAUACUUGUAUUGGAAUUGUUGGCAUUAAAGAUCCUGUUCGUCCUGGUGUCAAGGAGUCUGUUGCAGUGUGUCGUUCUGCAGGUAUUACAGUCAGAAUGGUUACAGGAGACAAUAUCAACACUGCAAAGGCUAUAGCAAGGGAAUGUGGGAUCCUCACUGAUGAUGGCAUAGCCAUUGAAGGUCCAGAUUUCAGGGAAAAGAAAGAGGAGGAACUACUAAAAAUAAUCCCCAAAAUUCAGGUGAUGGCUCGAUCUUCACCUUUAGACAAGCAUACACUAGUGAAGCACUUGCGGACAACAUUUCAGGAAGUUGUUGCUGUAACUGGUGAUGGAACAAAUGAUGCCCCAGCACUUCACGAGGCAGAUAUUGGAUUAGCCAUGGGCAUUGCUGGGACUGAGGUUGCUAAAGAGAGUGCUGAUGUCAUAAUUUUGGAUGAUAAUUUCUCCACAAUAGUCACAGUGGCAAAAUGGGGACGUUCAGUUUACAUAAAUAUUCAAAAAUUUGUACAGUUCCAGCUGACUGUCAACGUUGUUGCAUUAAUUGUUAACUUCACUUCAGCUUGUUUGACAGGGACUGCUCCCCUUACAGCUGUUCAACUAUUGUGGGUCAACAUGAUCAUGGAUACAUUGGGAGCUCUUGCCCUUGCAACUGAACCUCCAACUGACGACUUAAUGAAGCAUGCACCUGUUGGAAGGAAAGGAAAUUUUAUCAGUAAUGUUAUGUGGAGGAAUAUUCUAGGGCAGUCUUUCUAUCAGUUUAUGAUAAUAUGGUUUCUUCAGGCUAAAGGAAAAGCGAUCUUUCGUCUUGAUGGCCCAGAUUCUGAUUUGAUACUGAACACUCUUAUUUUCAAUACAUUUGUCUUUUGUCAGGUGUUUAACGAGAUCAGCUCACGCGAGAUGGAGGAAAUAGAUGUUCUGAAGGGCAUUUUAGAUAACUAUGUUUUUGUGGCAGUCAUCGGAUGCACUGUUUUCUUCCAGAUCAUAAUCGUUGAGUUCCUCGGAACAUUUGCAAACACAACUCCUCUAUCUUUUGCACAGUGGUUCCUAAGCGUAUUCAUUGGAUUUUUAGGCAUGCCAAUUGCUGCUGGUUUAAAGAUGAUACCUGUUUAAAAACUCUUAGAUGAAUUAGACGGUAUUUCUUAAGUUUACGUACAAACGUUUGUUGGGGUGGCAGAGAUCUACAAGUUUCCAUUCCUGCAAAAGGGUAGAAAUAUGAGGUGACAGACUGAGAAAGUACAUUUGAAGUCUUAUCAGAAUCUCAACUCCAAAGAUAUGUAGAAUCCGAAAUGUUCUUUAAUAUUGUUUUUGCUUUCUUCGCACUCAAGGUGGAGAAUAGAAGAUGUAGAGAUAAAAGGCCUACUGAGAAGCUGAAACUGAUGUCAACUUUUCAGGUAGCUUGAAGUUAAUCAAAUUUAGGACGAUGACAAUGUUUCUCUCUUGUAUUUAUUUUUGUAGUCUUUGUAAUUGAAUUUUUUUUCCUUUAUUGCAAUUUCUUUUUUAAAUGUAACUAUUUUCUUUGUAUGGUUAUUGAGUUUCUUUGAUUCUCCCCCCCCUUAAUCAGCAUGUAACAAAUUUUCUAUUCUAAUGAAUUGUUUUAUUUUAUUUUUCUUCUA
Molecule: messenger RNA, 3730 nt
Organism: Ziziphus jujuba (common jujube)
Lineage: Eukaryota; Viridiplantae; Streptophyta; Magnoliopsida; Rosales; Rhamnaceae
Product: calcium-transporting ATPase 2, plasma membrane-type
Exons: 7
Coding region: 180-3227 (1015 amino acids)
Biological process (GO): calcium ion transmembrane transport
Cellular component (GO): membrane; intracellular membrane-bounded organelle
Molecular function (GO): calmodulin binding; ATP hydrolysis activity; ATP binding
Source: RefSeq, a predicted model, not a curated record